AUGGGUUCCACAUAUGAAAUUCUGGGGAGAACAUUUAAGCCACAUCAGUUAGCACUGGGAACUCUCGGUUUUCUUUCCCUGAUAGUGAUGCCAAACCCGUUUGCUGCUAAAAAAGAAAAGGUAGUGGAUAUAAAAGCGGGCUCCAAGGAGGAGGAGCAGUUCAUCAAGGCCUAUUUGGAGAAACAUACUACUUAA
Molecule: messenger RNA, 195 nt
Organism: Huiozyma naganishii CBS 8797
Lineage: Eukaryota; Fungi; Ascomycota; Saccharomycetes; Saccharomycetales; Saccharomycetaceae
Gene: ATP19
Product: F1F0 ATP synthase subunit k
Exons: 1
Coding region: 1-195 (64 amino acids)
Biological process (GO): proton motive force-driven ATP synthesis
Source: RefSeq, a predicted model, not a curated record